AUGGAAAGAACAUUGCUACUGCAACUCACUGUUUUGACUCUAAUUUUAGGAGCAUCUACUUGCACUUCAUCUUCAGAUAACCUCAUAAAUGCAUCCAAGCUGCAGAUGUUUGUGGAUGAGCUUCCAGACAUGCCUAGAAUCCCAGGCUAUGAGGUUGUACUUGUAGAUGGCGUUGCCAGAUCCAGGUCUCUCCAAAUUGGCAUGUUCAAAAAGAUUUGGAAAUUCCACAGGGAUAUUCCCCCAACAUUAGUUUUUGCAUUCGGGAUAACCAUUGAGACAGCAACAGUUCCAGGUCCAACCAUUAAGGCUCUUUAUGGAGUUGACACCUACGUGACGUGGCAAAAUCACCUCCCUCCAAAGCACAUACUUCCGUGGGAUCCAACGAUCCCAACUGCAAUGCCCCACACAAAGAUGGGUGUCCCCACAGUGGUUCACCUCCACGGUGGAAUUCACGAACCCCAGAGUGAUGGAAACGCAAACUCAUGGUUCACCUUUGGAUUUCAAGAAACGGGACCCACUUGGACCAACAAGACAUACCACUAUCCCAACAACCAACAACCUGGUAAUCUAUUUUACCAUGAUCAUGCUAUGGGGUUGACCAGAGUCAACCUUGUUGCUGGCUUGGUUGGGGCCUACAUCAUCCACCACCCUCAGAUUGAGGACCCACUUGGAUUACCCCACGGUGAUGAAUUCGAUCGACCGUUGAUUAUCUUCGAUCGAAACUUUUACACCAACGGUUCCAUCUACAUGAAUUCCACUGGAGACAACCCUUCCAUACACCCACAGUGGCAGCCAGAGUACUUUGGUGAUGUUAUUAUUGUGAAUGGUAAAGCUUGGCCACGUUUCACUGUACGACGUCGUAGAUAUAGAUUUCGAAUAGUCAACGCUUGCAAUGCUAGAUUCUUUAGCUUAUUUUUCACCAACGGCUUGAGAUUCAUCCACGUGGGAUCAGAUUCUGCUUACAUUGAUAAGCCAGUUAUCACUAAUAAGACUGUGGUGGGGCCAUCUGAGAUCAUAGAUGUAAUUGUUGACUUUUCAGAGUCAAGGACUAAUUUCGCUAAUCUAGCCAAUGAUGCACCGUAUCCUUACCCAUCUGGUAACCCUGUGAAUGAAGCUAACAAUAAGGUUAUGAAAUUCAUCAUCCUACCUCAUCCAGAAGUUGACACGUCACGAGUCCCACAAAAGUUGUUGGAAUAUCCCAGUGCAGAUUUAUCCAGUGUGUCAGACACACGAUACAUUACUAUGUAUGAGUACACAAGCAACACUGGUCAACCGACUCAUUUGUACCUUAAUGCAAAACCCUUUGAAGCGCCGGUUACAGAAACACCGAAAGAGGGGUCCACAGAGUUGUGGUAUGUGAUCAAUCUCACAGGGGAUAAUCACCCUCUGCACAUUCAUUUGGCUUUGUUCAAGGUAUUGGAUCAAACGGAGCUUGUGAAAUCAGAUGAAUUCAAGAGUUGCAUGAUGAGGAUCAAUGAUGCAUUGAAGUGCCACGUGGAAAAGUAUGCACGUGGCAGGAAAGUAGCGGUGCCGGGUAAUGAGAAGGGGUGGAAGAAUGUGUUCAAGAUAAUACCAGGGUACGUGACGAAGAUAUUGGUGAGGUUUUCGUAUAUACACACAAAUGCGUCGUAUGCUUUUGAUGCAACAGCAGAGCCUGGUUACCUAUAUCACUGUCAUAUAUUGGACCACGAAGACAAUUCAAUGAUGAGGCCCUUUAAGGUCAUCAAGUGA
Molecule: messenger RNA, 1731 nt
Organism: Gastrolobium bilobum
Lineage: Eukaryota; Viridiplantae; Streptophyta; Magnoliopsida; Fabales; Fabaceae
Product: multicopper oxidase LPR1-like
Exons: 3
Coding region: 1-1731 (576 amino acids)
Molecular function (GO): oxidoreductase activity; copper ion binding
Source: RefSeq, a predicted model, not a curated record